This is a messenger RNA of Bactrocera dorsalis (oriental fruit fly), 2105 nucleotides long. RefSeq lists its product as uncharacterized. Bases 96 to 1637 code for a protein of 513 amino acids. Gene Ontology annotation, cellular component: plasma membrane. Lineage: Eukaryota; Metazoa; Arthropoda; Insecta; Diptera; Tephritidae. The transcript is spliced from 4 exons. The record is from RefSeq and is a predicted model, not a curated record.
ACUGCUGAAUAAACAACCAUUUAACACAAUAGAGCAAAAAAGUUAGUGAUUGGACUUCAGAAAACUUUUGUAAGGACAUUCAAGUACCUACAACAAUGUAUCAACUGAUCCGUUUUCUAUUUUUCUGCUUGGUGGGCUUGGGAUUUUUGAAACUGUCGCGGGCUCAAGUAACUCAGAAAUAUACAGGCGAAAGCGUACGUUCACUUUCUUCACUAAGUAAUACCGUCAAUGGAUUAGACAAUAAAUUGGAGCGUCAUGAACAUCGCGAAAGAGCGCUUGGUGAAGUAAUUAAGAAAUCUCUAACGUCUCUACAAAGAGGACAACAACUGAACCUCGAACGUCUAUAUGGUACACAAACACAUUUCGAUCAGCGUUUUAGCGAAACUGACUUACAGCUAAAAGCGCAAGAAGAAAAAUUAAGAAACCGCAUUGAAACAUUCUUUACGGAACAAGACAAAAUAAAUCAACGGCUACUCGAGCAAUUGACGAAAUUGUCUUUGAAUGUAGAGAAAUUGUUAGAUAACUCCAAUGACUUGAGAAAGCCAAGCAACAAAGAGUCUUACAGUAUCGAUUGGUAUGAAAGGCAAAAAUCACCGCCAUAUAUUCUCUCAAAUGAUAAAAGGAAAUCAAAUGAAGAGCUUUUCAGCAGCAUUAACUACAACCUGUCAAGGUCAAUUUUCCGUAACAUUAACUACAACCUGACGAGACCAACCGUGCAACGGCUGCUGGAGUACCCCGCGUUUGAUAGCAACACGCCUGUGAAAUCCGACGAGGCAGCGUCACAAAUUCAACAGCCUUGUGCGCAAGCUACAUCACCAAACGGUCUCACAGAUGCACAGAUGGUCUCACAGAUCAAGACAUUUUUACACGAGUUGACUAACGAAACACACAACCUUCUUCAUGAUGUCAACACCAAUGUGCAAAAUAUGGUACAGAAAUCACAAACUGAAGUCACGUCGCGUCUUCAAGAAGUCGAGCAGAGUCUACAUUUCAAUGCUGAGGAAAUUACGAAAAAGCUCAACAACCACGAAAUUUCAAUGCAGAAAUUCCAUAGCGAAAUGAUUAGCACUUACAAUAAGGUAAAUGAUAGUUUUGAAACUUUAAGCAGGUGCAAUAGCGUCUCAAAGCCACGCAGACAAGUCAUGGAUACGGAGGCAAGCGCCAGCGAUUUAGUAACUGAUAAACAGCCAGAGCAAGCGCAGUUGUUUGAUUUGCUGAAGACACAUUUCGACACAAUUCACCAAAACUUGGCAAGCAAUCAACUUGAAAUUGUGACAAAUCUCAGCGCCACCAUUAAAAAUGAAAUUAGUUUUUUGUGGCGUCAAAUUUCCAUUACGAAUGGUGAGCUCAACGACAGCAGAGAUUUUCUGCGGCUAAUGCGCGAUCGGAAUGAAAUCUUCGUCAACAGUAUUUUACAAAGCAUAGCUGCUAUCAGCUUAAAGGUGGAAGAUAUCAAAGAACGUGUAAUGGACAUGAGUGACUAUCAAAAUUAUUUGUCCAACAAAUUACCAUUAUUGCCACAAGAAUUUGCCGACAUGCAACAAGCAUUCAUCGGUUGGCUAGAACAGCUUAGUGAGACCAUCAAAAUAAUGCAGGCAACGAAGAACGGUUUGGCAUCGAAAAUUAUUAGGAAAUGAAAUAAUUUCGUAUUCAUUUCGAAGCAGCGCGAGUAGCUUAGUAUAAUCAUAGAAUUAAACGACUAUAAGUGAAGUUAAUUGGAGUGAUGCACUUUAAAAGUAUAAACAUUUUGGGGCAAAGAUGUACAUUAGUUUUCAAACUGUUAUAACCGCUACUUUGAAUCGUUGCAGAUAUGUCGAUGAAGCAGUUUCCAAGCAGAUCUAAAAUUGAAUUUAAAAAAUAUACACAAUUUUACUUAGUCUUUCUGCUGAAUUAGCAAAUUUGUCGUUAAGUUCCAUUAAUCCCUAACCAAUCAAAGACAUAUUCUUAUAUAUUACAUACGCAUGUAUUUCACAAAUACAUAUACGGCAUGUAAUCCAUUUCUUUUCCAUAAAAAUACAUAACUCUAUUUCGAAGGAAUUUUUUUGCACCUUGACAAAAAUGUGAUUCAAUUUGUUUCUAGACAUUUAACUUAGCUCAUAAACAGA